Molecule: messenger RNA, 570 nt
Organism: Pogona vitticeps (central bearded dragon)
Lineage: Eukaryota; Metazoa; Chordata; Lepidosauria; Squamata; Agamidae
Gene: CDC26
Product: cell division cycle 26
Biological process (GO): anaphase-promoting complex-dependent catabolic process; regulation of mitotic cell cycle; protein K11-linked ubiquitination
Cellular component (GO): anaphase-promoting complex
Source: RefSeq, a predicted model, not a curated record
GGGCGGGCGGCUUCCCAGGGAAGUCGCGCGCAUGCGCAGGAGAGGGGCGGUCGUCCGAGAUGCUGCGGCGGAAACCGACCCGCUUGGAGCUGAAGUUGGACGACAUUGAGGAGUUCGAGGGGGCCCGCAAGGAGCUCGAGAGCCGUAAGAAGCAGCGUGAAGACGUGGACGUGGUGGGAGCCAGCGACGGCGAUGCCGCCCUCGGGCUGAGCGCAGACCCCAAGGCCCAGGAGCAGAUGAUACACGACAGGAUCGGCUACAAACCUCAGCCCAAACCAAACAAUCGGUCGGCUCAGUUUGGGAACUUUGAGUUCUAGGAACGGAGCGUUAGCACCGGUGCUUAUCGCGGUGAGCGUGGGGCUACGAAGGGAUCGUUCUGGAUUGAUAAAGAGCUAGUUUGGAAACGUGAACGGGCAUGCCUUCUCAUGGCGUUAAAAGAAUUCAGUCUUCUAGCAACCUGAGACCCAACUCUUCCCGAAAGAGACAAUGGGUGUUUCCUUUAAAAGAUUCCUUUUUGCAAACCCCUUAGAUGGCAUGUCUCAAAUAAAUAUGUACGUGUGUGUUUUAAAA